Molecule: messenger RNA, 3438 nt
Organism: Marmota flaviventris (yellow-bellied marmot)
Lineage: Eukaryota; Metazoa; Chordata; Mammalia; Rodentia; Sciuridae
Gene: Map7d1
Product: MAP7 domain containing 1
Biological process (GO): microtubule cytoskeleton organization
Cellular component (GO): microtubule cytoskeleton
Source: RefSeq, a predicted model, not a curated record
GCCCCCUCUGCGUUGGUCACGGAAUGGAGGUCCCGAGGUUUUGAGCGCCGCGACCCAGGGCGGGGCGGGGCGGGCAGGGUGGGCCUGUGGUGGCUCUGUCCCCAGACUCUUCAGGGACGUCUCUCCCUGCAUUGCAUUUGGUACGCUCCAGCAGAAGAGGCCAGGCCCAGCCCGGGCGGUACAAUAGGGUUGGGCCGUGGCCGGGACUGGGCCAGCGCCGGGCACAGAGCAGGAUCUCGGCCGGAACCCACAGACAGUGGGCGGCCGGCGACCCCGAACCUCGCAGGCCACCAGCCUCGACUUUCCUGGAGCGUCGCCGCCUCCGAGUCGUUGCCCGCCUGGCGGGCCCGGCGUGAUGCUCCGCGGGACCCCUGUCCUGGCUUCGGGCCGCCGCCGUCGCCGCCGCUGAGACCCCAAGACCCCCAGUGACGCCGCAGCCAUGGAGAGCGGCCCGCACGCGGAGCCGGGUCCCGGUGCACCCCCAGCUAUGAUAGCCAGAAUCCCCCCAGAGCCAAGACCUUCUCCAGAAGGAGACCCUUCACCCCCACCACCGCCACCACCAAUGUCAGCCCUGGUCCCAGACACUCCCCCGGACACCCCUCCUGCCAUGAAGAAUGCCUCUAGCCCUAAACAGCUCCCAGUGGGACCAGAGAGUCCACCAGGGCAGGUGAUGCCUAGGCCAGCCCCCCUGCAAGAAGAAUUCCCUUCUUCAGAAGCAAAAAGCAGGGGACCCACCCCACCAGCCACAGGCCCACAGGAUGCCAGGCCUUCUCGAAGGAGCAGCCAGCCAUCCCCAACUGCAGUGCCAGCCUCCGACAGCCCCCCCAGCAAGCAAGAUGUAAAGAAGUCGGGAGAGAGACACAAGCUGGCAAAGGAGCGGCGAGAAGAGCGGGCCAAGUACCUGGCGGCCAAGAAGGCAGUGUGGCUGGAGAAGGAGGAGAAGGCCAAGGCCCUGCGGGAGAAGCAGCUCCAGGAGCGCCGUCGGCGGUUGGAGGAACAGCGACUUAAAGCUGAGCAACGCCGAGCUGCCCUGGAGGAGCGACAGCGGCAGAAGCUGGAGAAAAACAAGGAGCGCUAUGAAGCAGCCAUCCAGCGGUCAGUGAAGAAGACGUGGGCUGAAAUCCGGCAGCAGCGCUGGUCCUGGGCAGGGGCCCUGCACCACAGCUCCCCAGGACAUAAGACCAAUCGCAGCCUGCAGCUGAGUGCAUGGGAGAGCAGCAUAGUGGAUCGUCUGAUGACGCCCACCCUCUCUUUCCUGGCUCGGAGUCGCAGUGCGGUCACUUUGCCCCGCAACGGCCGUGACCAGGGUAGGGGCAGCGGCUCUGGGAGACACCCCACGAGGGGCCGGGCAGGGGCCCGCCUCGCGCCUGGGCCGCACCCCGACCGCACUCAUACCUCCGCAGCCGUGCCCGUUUGCCCGCGCUCGGCCUCCGCCAGCCCCCUGACACCGCCGUGCAGCGCCCCCCGGAGCGUGCACCGCUGCACCCCGGCCGGGGAGCGCGGAGAGCGGCGCAAGCCCAGCGCCGGGGGCAGCCCCGCUCUGGUUCGCCGUCGGCCGGAGGCCUCUCCGGUGCAGAAAAAGGAGAAGAAGGACAAGGAGAGGGAAAACGAGAAGGAAAAGAGUGCCCUGGCCCGGGAGCGCAGCCUCAAAAAGCGCCAGUCGCUACCUGCAACUGUGCGGCCACGUCUCUCUGCUGGCACCACCUCUGAGCUCAGCUCCAAGUCCAAGGCCCGGCCAUCCUCUCCCUCCUGGCACAGGCCUGCCUCCCCCUGCCCCAGCCCAGGGCCAGGACACACUCUGCCCCCGAAACCACCGUCCCCCAGAGGCAUCACCGCAUCACCUAAGGGGAGGGUUCGGAGGAAGGAGGAGGCAAAGGAGAGCCCCAGCACAGCAGGGCCAGAGGACAAGAACCAGAGCAAGAGCAGGGCAAGUGAUGAGAAGGAGCCAGCAGCUCCAGCCUCACCAGCACCCUCACCUGUGCCCUCGCCCACCCCUGCCCAGCCCCAGAAGGAGCAACCCACAGCAGAGAUCCCUGCAGGUACUGCUGUCCUGACCUCACCCCCAGCGCCGGCUCCCCCAGUGACCCCUAGCAAACCCAUGGCUGGCACCACAGACCGAGAAGAAGCCACUCGACUCCUGGCUGAGAAAAGGCGCCAGGCCCGGGAGCAGCGGGAGCGCGAGGAACAAGAACGGAAGCUGCAGGCAGAAAGGGACAAAAGAAUGAGGGAGGAGCAGCUGGCGCGGGAGGCCGAGGCCCGGGCACAGCGAGAGGCCGAGGCCCAGAGGCGGGAGGAGCAGGAGGCCCGAGAGAAGGCGCAGGCGGAGCAGGAGGAGCAAGAGCGGCUGCAGAAGCAGAAAGAGGAGGCCGAAGCCCGGUCCCGGGAAGAAGCAGAAAGGCAGCGUCUGGAGCGGGAAAAGCACUUCCAGCGAGAGGAACAGGAGAGGCAAGAGCGCAGAAAGCGUCUGGAGGAGAUAAUGAAGAGGACUCGGAAGUCAGAAGUUGCUGAAACCAAGAAACAGGACAGAAAGGAGGCAAAAGCCAACAAUUCUGACCCAGAUUCUGUGAAAGUUGUAGAGGCUCGACCCUCAGGGUUGCAGAAGGAAGCUGUGCAGAAAGAGGAGCCAGCUCCCCAGGAGCCACAGUGGAGCCUGCCAAGCAAGGAGCUACCUGGGUCCCUGGUAAAUGGCCUGCAGCCUCUUCCAGCACACCAAGAGAAUGGCUUCUCCCCCAAGGGACCUUCUGGGGACAAGAGUCUGGGUCGAACACCAGAGGCAAUCCUGCCCUUUGCAGAAGCAGAAGCCUUCCUCAAGAAAGCUGUGGUGCAGCCUCCACAGGUCACAGAAGUCCUUUAAGGGGUUGCCUUGGAUCCAGACAUGGCUGUGAGGGCUCCUCUGCGUCAUCUACCAGGAUGUCUGGAGGAGAAAGAGACAGAACACAGAUGGAAGUGGCCUGGGCCCCUGGGGGUGGGUCCUCUCUGUUGUUAAUCUGCACCUUAUAGACUGAUGUCUCUUUGGCUGGAGCCAGACCCUGCCCCUCAGUGCAUUCGUGUGCUCACACGCGCAGACACCCCCCAUACACACACAUACACUCACAGCCUCUCUGGCCUCCCCCCUGGGGCAGGGCCAUCUGUAGUAUUUGCCUUGGUUUGGUGGGGUACAGUGGAUGUGAAUACUGUAAAUAGCUUGUGCUCAGAUGCCUCUGUGUGGAGGGGGCAGGUGCAGGAGGCAAACCCUCCUUCCAAUGCUCCCUGGGGAGAUCUUCCUCUCUCUAUUUAACUGUAACUGAGGGAGAACCCAGGCCUGGGAAUGGGGGGACACCUUGGGCCACAGGAUACUGGUUGCUUCAGGGGAACCCAUUCCCCCACCCUCGCCUGGAAUCAGUGUUAUUGCAUCUGAUCAAACUUCUCCAGAAAUAAAGUGAGAAUAAUUCUGCCAAA